Molecule: messenger RNA, 1041 nt
Organism: Blepharisma stoltei
Lineage: Eukaryota; Ciliophora; Heterotrichea; Heterotrichida; Blepharismidae
Source: the annotation of a GenBank genome assembly
AUGAAAGACUCUAUGCUUUAUCGCAAUCUCGGAGAUUCGGGUCUCAAAGUUUCAGCUCUUUCAUUUGGAAACUGGCUUACAGGGCAUACUCCAGAAGCUGAAGAGUCUCAAUUUCAAUGCUUCUCAAAAGCAAUUGACUCAGGUAUAAAUUUCUUCGACACAGCAGAGCAGUAUGGAAACGGCACAGCAGAAUCUAUUUUCGGCAAUAUUUUAAAGCGAGGUGACUGAAAUCGUGAUGAUUUAGUUAUAGCGACCAAAUUUAUUAAUUGUGGUAAAAAAACUGGAUUAUCCAGAAAAAGAUUGAUUCAAGGUAUGAAAGCAUCCUUAUCUAGGCUUCAGCUAGAUUUUGUUGAUGUGAUGUAUCUGCAUAAACCUGAUUAUGAAACACCUAUAGAAGAAACAGUUAGAACAGUUAACCAUUUAAUUGAAAAAGGAAAAGCAGAUUAUUGGGGAACUUCAGAGUUUUCUGCAUACGAAAUCCAAGAAAUCCAUAAAAUUUGUGACAAGUAUGGGUUUAUACACCCAGUCACAGAGCAAGUGAAGUAUAACAUGUUUGUCAGGAAUAAGGUAGAGGUAGAUUAUGUUCCUUUAUACGAACGCUAUGGAAUGGGAGCUACAAUAUUCAAUCCUCUAAUGGGAGGAAUCCUUUCUGGGAAAUACAAUGAUUUAAACUUUCCAGAGGGAUCAAGAAUCUUAGACCCAAAUUUGACCCCUGGGAAUAGAAAAUUAAUGCAGAGCUUUUUCUUGCCAGAAAACAGAGACAAAACUAGAAGAAUGUUUGAAGGGUUAGCAGGAAUUAGUCAGGAGCUGGAAUGCACACAAGCACAAUUAGCAAUUGCUUGGUGCAUCAAGAAUAACGAUGUAAGCAGCGCGAUAUUUGGAGCUACCAGGCCUAGUCAAGUUGAAGACAAUAUAGGAGCUGUUAAUGUUGUUGGAAAACUGACAGCUGAUGUUCUGGGCAGGAUUGAGGAAAUCAUAGGAACAAGACCUCAACCACCUAUUAAUUGGAGAACUUGGACACCCAUGGCUCCAAGGAGAUAA